AUGGACAGCAAAAUGGAGCCGGUCAAAACCACUGACGAUUCGGAGAGGAUGGUAAAUUCGACAGAGGACACCUACGAAGAUGACCCCGUGGACACCAGAUGUGGAAUUGGGGGAUGCAAGCCAAGAUGGCUGCAGAAAUUUGCAACUGUCCAAGGUUUUGUCGGAUUCGGUGCUUUGUCCAACCUGGUCACGUUUUCGCUGCGGAUGUAUCUGAUUUCGCAAGUCACUACGUUGGAGAAACGUUUCGGUUUCAGCAGUUCCCAGACUGGUUUCAUUCUGAGCUCGUCUCAAGUCUCGUUUGUCAUCUGCAUCCUGUUUUUCUCACAUUAUGGGCGUCAUUCUAACAUCCCUAAAAUUCUUUCCGUGACGGCGUCCAUUGUCGGUCUCACCGGAUUACUUUUUAGCUCCGCUCAGUUCCUACCCAUGGAAAAGCAGAGCGUCAUGGCGGUGCAGAACCAGAGCCUUCAGUCGAAGGCCGCAAAUGUUUCCAGUGGAACUUGCGAAUUUGCCACUAAGUUUGACUCUGGCGUGAAUAUGAAAUCUACUUGCGAUGCACAGGCUGAUGAAAGCUCGUACACUAGUACAGUUGCCAUGGCGAUAUUUCUGAUCGCCAUGUUAAUUCAAGGGGCAGUAACCGCACCGCGUGCUCCGCUGGGUGGCACUUACUUGGACGAUAACAACCCCGUUCCAGUAAACAGUGGAAAAUAUGUCGGCAUAAUGAUGGGGAUCCUCACUUUAGCUCCUGUCUUAUCAUUCGGCAUGGGUGCCAUCUCCAGCGGUAUUUUCCAUACCCUCGAACCGACGGAACUGGGCCCCCGUGACCCCAGAUGGAUCGGGGCCUGGUGGCUAGGCUUUAUCGUGCUCGGGAUUCUCUCCAUCAUCACUGCAUCUUUCGUCUACUGUUUCCCACAAAAGCUGAAAACACACAUCGUCAAGAAGAAAGAGGAGCGACUGGGCGAGGAAAGGAAGAAAGAGGGUGCAAAGUCUGAGAAACCACAGGGCUGGGUGGAGAGCGUGAAAAACAAUCUUAAAGGUCCGUUUUUUGGUGCAUUCCGUCUUUUGAAGAAACCUGUUUUCUUGGCCGUCGCCUUGGGAGGCACGUUCAACACAUGUGCAUUCCUGGGCAGUGCCUCCUUCGCAACCAAGUACAUCGAGACACAGUUUUAUAUUCCGGCUUACAAGACAAAUCUUAUGCUUGGCGGCAUAUCUCUACUAGGAAGCACUCUGGGACCUGUCUGCGGAGGUUUUGUGACGUCACGGUUUAAGUUGACCACGUCAGGGAAUCUCCGCGUACUGCUUGUCGUGUCAGUCAUUCUGACGGCCUUGUGUCCUGUCGCCAUGUUCAUCAACGGGAAACAAACGACCCUUGUCCGUAACGACCUGCCGGGGAUGUCCGGACAAUCAAUCGCCUCCAACUCCAGUUGUGUGGGAAACUGCCUGUGCCUAAACGAUGAAUUCAGACCAGUGUGCGGUUCUGAUGGGCUCACGUAUUACUCCCCGUGUCAUGCAGGAUGUUUCUCGCGUGCCAACAGGACUUACUCUGACUGCGCAUGCGCCAACGGAACAGCCACGGCGGGCUUCUGUGCCCCGGAGGAUUCGAAGGUGUACGUGCUUCUGAUGUACUUCACUCUGACGUCAUUUGUCAUCACGUUCACAGCCAGUCCCACCUUCAUGAUAUUUGUCAGGAGUGUUUCGGAAAACGAUAAGGCUUUAGCGCUGGGGCUUUCGGCUUUCAUGUCCACACUUCUAGGUCACUUCCCCGGUCCAAUACUCUACGGAUACAUCGUCGACACAAACUGCAUUCUCUGGCAAGGAAGUUGCUCUGGUAGAGGCGCAUGCGCUCUGUACAACCUAGCUGGUCUCCGGUUCAAAAUAUUCGGGACAAAUAUGGUGAUGUUCGUAUUCUCGGGAAUCUGCGCGUUCCUCGCUUUGAUGCAUCAUCAAAAGAAACUUCGGGAAAAUCCACAAAAGGCCGAGUACAAAGCCGUGAACUUGGCACCAGACGCAGAACAACAAUUGUGAAACUGAGAACCCUCCGAUCAGGAUCCAGAAACAAUUAGAAAGCUAAUCCACUGAGAGAAAAAAUCUCAGCUAGACUCCAUCCAGUUAGGCAUUUUUCUCUUGUAGUCUUGUAAGGCCUUCAAGUACGACGUAAAACCCAUGCGUACAUACACAGACAUAAGGUCUUUACUAGCUCAUUCAGCUAUACUGUCAACGUUCCUCUCGCCCAUUCCGGUCGAACUCCGGACACUGGCGUCCCAGGUUCGAAUCCAGCUCUCGAUAAUUCGUCCACGUCAUUGUUUUGUAGGGUAGACUACCUAGUGAAUUCAGGGUGGUGAUGUACACAAAGCACUCUGGGGCUUUCUUUCUCCAUCAAUUGUAUUAUUAACACAUGUUUUGGUAAAGUUAACAGA
Liolophura sinensis is the source of this 2414-nucleotide messenger RNA. RefSeq names its product solute carrier organic anion transporter family member 2A1-like. The record is from RefSeq and is a predicted model, not a curated record. NCBI's taxonomy places the organism in Eukaryota, Metazoa, Mollusca, Polyplacophora, Chitonida, Chitonidae. Bases 1 to 2022 code for a protein of 673 amino acids. Gene Ontology annotation, cellular component: basolateral plasma membrane. The transcript is spliced from 9 exons. Gene Ontology annotation, molecular function: protein binding. Gene Ontology annotation, biological process: transmembrane transport; sodium-independent organic anion transport.